AUGCCAUACCAGCGGCAACAGACUAAUCCUUCAGAGCGAGACGACGAUGCAUAUCCGUACCAGCAACUCGCUGUCUUGGCAUUAUGCCGCCUUGCCGAGCCCAUUGCCUUCUGCUCAAUCACAGCCUACACCUUCGUCAUGGUCGUCGACAUCAAAGGCGAAGAAAACGCCUCAUUCUACGCUGGCCUGUUAAUCUCUGCGUUCGCCAUGGCCGAAGCCUCUACAGCGAUGAUCUGGGGCCACAUCUCCGACCGCUAUGGGAGAAAACCCAUCGUGCUGCUGGGACUUGGCGGAGUGGCGCUGUCGAGUCUGAUUUUUGGGUUUGCAAAAAACUACUGGGUUGCUCUACUGGCGAGAGUCGUGGGUGGGCUCUUGAAUGGGAACGUGGCUGUCAUGCAGACUAUGGUGGCCGAGAUGGUGAAGAGACCGGAGCAUGAACCGACAGCAUACGCCGUUCAGCCCUUCGUGUGGAGUUUAGGGUCCAUUGCUGGCUCGGCUCUGGGAGGCUUUACCGCACAACCCGCCCGAUUCUAUCCACAUCUCUUCUCCCCUGAUGGAAUCUUCGGCGAGUAUCCUUACCUCUUGCCCAACCUGGUUGCGGUAGCAAUCAUUGUCAUCGCCAUCAUCCAGGGCUGUAUCUUCCUCGAAGAGACGAAUCCGGUGUCACGAUCAUCAGGCACACUAGGCACGGUCAACAAUGCCGACAUCGUCAAUGAGACAACACCCCUAUGGCCGGGGCAGAGGAGAGAAUCGGCGGUCAGUGCCUUUUCAGCAGGGCCCGGCGGGCUCACGUAUGUUGCGGAGUCCAUGCCCGUAGCUAUUGAUCCUACCUUCGACCUUCGGCGUCCGUCUCUGGCUUCUAUUGGCUCACUUAAGGCACUGGCGAAGGUCGGAUCACAAGUCGAAGCUGUCAUUGAAGACGAAGACGACGAGCAGACCGCAAAGCCGGAGCAGAUCAGGGCUUUCACCAAGCCCGUCAUUAUGUGGACCAUUGCUCUCGUGGUGAUGUCGUAUCACUCAAUGGCCUUUGGCUCGGUUCUCCCUAUUUACCUCCUCGACGAUCCAAGAAGGCCUCCACGCCAGCUUGACCUGAAGGGGGGUCUCGGCAUGACCCUGCAUGAAGUUGGGACGUACCUCGCCACCAGCAGCGUCAUGUCGUUGUUUUUCCAAGCGGUUGUAUUCCCGAUUUUCGUGGCGAAGUUGGGUGUCUGGAAGGCUGUCUUGUCCGUUACGCUUCUGAGCCCCUUUAUCCACACGCUGGUGCCAUUUGUCUCCCUCCUUUCAAAGCCCGGGGCGGGCAUUUACGCUGUGCUCGCAUUGCAAAGCUUCACGGGCGUCGUCUCCUUUCCAACCUUUUUGAUUCUGUUGAAGAACGCGACGCCCUCGCCGUCGGUACUAGGGAAGGUGAACGGGCUGGCCAUGUCAGCGUGCUCGGCUGCUAGAACAGUGGGACCACCACUCGUCGGCAUAUUCUACAGCAGCCUUGGCUCGGCAGGGGCUUGGUGGAGUUGUGCCCUCGUGGCCAUAGUUGGGGUUGUCCAGUUUUACUUCUCACCCCGGCCACGGGAUGACGAUGAGAAUAUAUUGCGGAGAGCGUCAACGGCUGCUGUCGAGGUCCCGCCCAUGGCUGAUGUGGCGCGGAACCGGGAGGAGUAA
Molecule: messenger RNA, 1656 nt
Organism: Cladophialophora psammophila CBS 110553
Lineage: Eukaryota; Fungi; Ascomycota; Eurotiomycetes; Chaetothyriales; Herpotrichiellaceae
Exons: 3
Coding region: 1-1656 (551 amino acids)
Biological process (GO): transmembrane transport
Molecular function (GO): transmembrane transporter activity
Source: RefSeq, a predicted model, not a curated record